CUUGAUAGCUGUCAAAGUUGGUUAUGUUCUCAUUUUUGUUUACAUCACUGACGUACAACUAUUGACGAUUAUUAAAUCAGUCUACCUUUGUACCUCGACUUGUAAACAUAGCAGCAUUCUUUCUAUUUAUAUAGAUUCUUCGUAAGUUCGUUGAUCACAUACGACAAAUGGCUGUUUAAAAUAUAACAAAAAAGGAAAGAUGAGAAAAAAACAAUGAAGGACCAUUUAGGCGAACCUGUUUUGUAGGCGAGGCCACAUGGCAAAUCAUGUUGUCUAUGCAAAAGAUGGCGACGACGAAUGAUAGUAAAUCGAAGGGCGGCAGGAAACUAUCCAAAGAAAGUAUAGAUUUUUAUCAUCUUGCUGUACAUCUAUUAAGUAUCGGUUUUGGUUUUCUACACCGGUGGCAUGUAUCAACACUUUUUGAAAAUGAUCGACACUUUUCUCAUUUGUCGGAGAUCGAAAGAGAAAUGUCUUUCAGGACUGAAAUGGGAAUGUAUUAUUCCUACUAUAAAACCAUUGUAGGAGCUGAAAGUUUUGCUGAUGGUGUGGAUAAACUUGGUAAAGAUAACAUAUCAGAGUAUGGAAAUGUCAUAAAUGCAUACAGGAAAUAUAACCUUUUGCCAGAGAUUACAGCUAGUUAUCUUUAUCAUGGCGCCAAGAAUCUUGGAUUAAUAUCACAAGGACAAUGUUGGGAAACAGAGAGAGGAGAUGGUUUACCACCAGUGACAAGUUGCGAAGGCUUAGGUGUACCUGUAUAUUUUUAUCUUGAAAUAGUUUGGAUUACCACUAUAUAUACGGCAGCUAUACUUUUUAAGUACUCAACAUAUAUGAGCGAUUCAGUGUUUGGUGGUAUUAUUACUAUGCUAUUGUUCUUCUACAAUCAUAAUGAGUGUACUCGUGUUCAGUGGACCCCACCAUUAAGAGAAACCUUUGCAUAUCCAAUGUUACUCUUCCAAAUGUAUUCAGUGACUAAGAUAAUUGAAAGGCACACUACACAAGAUACACAAAAAAUGAAACGUUGGAGAGAACUUACUGAUGGAUUAUAUGUGAAUAUGCUUUUGGGAACUGUGAGCAGUCUGUGUAGUUGGCAAUUUUCACAUUUUAUUUUGGCUACUCAAAUACUAGCCCUUCUUAUUCUUAAAUGGGUUGAAAUUAUACCUAAAAAUCUAUUCUUAUCAUUAUCUAGAAUAUAUACCGUUUCUAGUAUUUUAUCGAUGGUUGUGACAGAUGGCACAUUCUUAUUUCAUUCUUUAUUCGCGUGUAUUUUAAUCGGUAGUAAUUUCGCAGAAGUUCUUGUCAGUAAAUUUUCUCGUUUCUUGAAUGGUAGAAAAGAAGUUAUUCUUGAGAUAGUUAUUACUAUAUUUCUUACUAAAUGGUUGAAAUCAUACAUUCUUACAAUUGAAGACGAUGCACACGUUUACAAUAUUUUAAGAUCAAAAUUAACAGACUAUAAGGAUUUUCAUACUAUGCUUUAUACGUGUUCUCCAGAGUUUGAUUUCUUACAAUAUAAAACUUAUGAAGCAAUCAUAAAGACUUUACUUUUGCCAAUUGCUAUACUCUCAGGGAUAUUAGCACUUUAUUAUUGGUAUAGAGAAUAUGAGAACGAAGGAUAUCCUUAUUGUAUAGAAGCAGAUGUAUGUUACAAUGGUCUGCAAACUGGAGCUUUCAUUAUUAUGGCUGUGUUUAUUAUGAGAUUAAAACUUUUCAUGACGCCACACCUUUGCAUAAUAGCAGGAUUAGUGUGUAGUAAAAGAUAUUCUGAAAAACUUGGACUAAGAAGUAAAGCAGUAAGGGGUACUAUAAUUGUUUUGUUAAUAGCUGGUAUGUCAUAUCAUGGUAUGGAAAGAUUACAGGAAGAACGAGGAUUUAUAGGUGAAUACAGUAAUAUCGAACAAGAAGAAUUAUUUGAAUGGAUAAAAGAUAAUACUCCUAAAAACGCUGUAUUCGCUGGUAAAAUGUCACUAAUGGCUAAUUUGAUGUUAUCUACUGGAAGACCCAUAGUAAAUAAUCCUUAUUACGAAAGUACAGAAAUGCGAAAUCGAACCAUGAGAGUCUAUGAAAUCUUUAGUAGAAAAGACGCAGCCUCGGUAUACGUUACGUUAAGAAACAUGCACGUUGGUUAUGUUGUAUUAGAAGAGCCAUUAUGUCUUGGAUAUGCAAAUGUGCCACGUGGUUGUCAAAUGAUCGAUUUAUGGGAUACGAUUGAUAAUGGAACAGCGAAAACAAACGGAAAACCACCUCUUUGUCCAUUAUUAUUCGAAGGGAACGCUUAUCCUUUUAGACGAGCUUUUAUGAAUAAUCAUUACGUAGUUUUACAAUUAGUUUAUUCGCAUUAUUUUGAGUACAAUCCAAAGACUUCCAUGCCGCUCCAAUAUCAAUUUUGAAUACUGUAUUUGAUAAGAUGACUGAUAAGCGACUAAAUGAUAGAUAGGGAUUCUUCGUAAUAUAAUAAUAUCUCAUAUAGGCCUAUUUUUCUUAAGAAAAAAGAAAGGAAACAAAAGUAAACAAAGAAGAAGAGUUAUACAAAAUAUAUUAUAUAAAUCUCUCU
This is a messenger RNA of Vespa crabro (European hornet), 2548 nucleotides long. Its product is annotated as probable C-mannosyltransferase DPY19L1. Gene Ontology annotation, cellular component: nuclear inner membrane. Gene Ontology annotation, molecular function: mannosyltransferase activity. The record is from RefSeq and is a predicted model, not a curated record. The transcript is spliced from 10 exons. Lineage: Eukaryota; Metazoa; Arthropoda; Insecta; Hymenoptera; Vespidae. Bases 267 to 2384 code for a protein of 705 amino acids.